This is a messenger RNA of Thrips palmi, 1641 nucleotides long. RefSeq lists its product as uncharacterized. The transcript is spliced from 5 exons. Bases 175 to 867 code for a protein of 230 amino acids. The record is from RefSeq and is a predicted model, not a curated record. Gene Ontology annotation, biological process: synapse organization. Gene Ontology annotation, cellular component: neuron projection membrane. Lineage: Eukaryota; Metazoa; Arthropoda; Insecta; Thysanoptera; Thripidae.
CCUUCCGGGACGCUGCCGCCGCUGCCGCCGCUGUCCACGGUGGCGCUACCGGCCACGACGCCGGCGCCCUCCUUCGACACCUCGGACAUCCCCACCACCGUGACGGCGCGCCCCGGCCAGACGGUGUUCCUGCCCUGCAGGGUCAAGAACCGCGGCGACAACGUGGUACUGUGGAUGCGCACCUGGCCCAUCCAGGUGCUGACCCACGGUGAGAUGGUGUUCGCGUCCUCGCUGCGCUUCUCCGUCUGGCACGGCGGCGGCGGCGACGCCUGGACCCUCAAGCUGACGGGCGCGCGGCCGGAGGACUCGGGCCGCUACGAGUGCCAGGUCAACACGGACCCCAAGAUGAGCCUGGGCAUCGCGCUGCAGGUUGCAGAGGACAUCCAGGACUUCCCCAGCGACCAGCAACACGUGGACGCCCCGGCGCCGACCCCAGACGACGGCAGCGCCAUGCUGGCCGGGCCGCGGCUCGUCAACCGGGGCACCACCGUCACCUUCAACUGCGUGGCGGACGCCCCCGCGCCCGGCGACGCGGCCGCCGCCAACGCCGCCACCGUCGAGUGGCUCUACAACGGGCAGCUCAUGAACGUGCAGUCCGGCCGCGGCGGCAUCAGCGUGGAGACGGAGCGCGACGACCAGAAGAUCCGCAGCCGGCUGACGGUGGCCUCCGUGUCGGCCUCCGACGCGGGGACCUACACGUGCGCGCCGGCCGGGGCGCGCCCCGACUCCAUCCUGCUCAUGGUCGGCGACGGCGAGCGCACCGAGGCCAUGCACCGCGGUGCCUGCCCCCGGCCGGCCGCCUCCCAGGCCCUCGCCGUCGUCGCCGUGCUCGCCACAUUCCUGUCGUGGCGGCUCCGCGCGUGUUGACGACAGCCGCACGCGUGGUUCGGCAAGUGAACGGGCCCAAGACUGUCAAGUGACAUUGGACACUAUUGGCAACAUGGUUGGCGUUGGCCUCUGUGAAGUGUUGUUAGGUUCUCACACUCAAAGAUAACGUAAUAUGAAGUGUGACACUGUAUUUCGAAUCAUUCCUGUCUUUUAUGGGGCUUUCUUUUUCUGUUGCGUUGGUGCAGAUGUGUUUUUAUUCGAGUGCGCAGAGUGAUAGUGAAAACAAUGGCUUUACCAUGCGAUUUUGUUAUGUGAUACGUAUAUAUUGUUUCUUGUGCCACGGCAAAAAAAUAUCUGUACAUUGAAGAUGAUGUUUUGCAUGAAACUGCAGUAAUAUACACUGUGUGAAUGGGGCAACGUAGGAUGUGUACGUAUACUUUGCCUUUAUUUAUAUUAAGAUAAGUUGUAUUUACAUGAUAUUUUAAUGAUCAACAAUAUUUUGUUUCUACGCACACAUUUUCUAGUACUCUUUUGAAGAACCAACGAUUUGUUUCUUACCAUUUUUAUGUUUGAUGAUGUACAUACUAUACUAAGGUAAACAGGAGCAAAUCAAGUAAUCUAAUUCUUACCCAAUUUUUGACAAACCUAGUUUAAACCAUACUUGACCUAUUGUAUAUGACAGACAAAUUGCUUUGAAAGUCAAAAGAACAAGGAGCAGAUCAUAAGACCAACCUAUUUUUGACCGUUAUGAAAUAGAAAAUUAAAUAAAAAUGUAAAAUAAAAAUAUUUGCAUUUUGGACCAAUUUUUUUUUA